Molecule: messenger RNA, 683 nt
Organism: Drosophila eugracilis
Lineage: Eukaryota; Metazoa; Arthropoda; Insecta; Diptera; Drosophilidae
Gene: Trs31
Product: trafficking protein particle complex subunit 5
Exons: 3
Coding region: 79-663 (194 amino acids)
Biological process (GO): endoplasmic reticulum to Golgi vesicle-mediated transport
Cellular component (GO): TRAPPIII protein complex; TRAPPII protein complex; TRAPPI protein complex
Source: RefSeq, a predicted model, not a curated record
AUUGUGAGCAGAAAAAGCGUCGGGCACACUGCCUCACUGUUUUGUUUUGGAAAAUAAUAUAAUACAAUUAUUAGGGAAAUGGAAAAGCUAGAGGCUCUUAAAAUAUCCUCUAUGCGUCCGCGUAGUAAUAUCCUGGAUAGACCACUGUCUAAGGGCAAAACGGAGGUUUCGCAGAGUAUUGUGGCACUGCUCUUUAGUGAAAUUGUUCAGUACUCGCAGAGUCGAGUGUUUACCGUGCCGGAGCUGCAAACAAGACUUCAUGACUUGGGUCAAGAUGUCGGCACUCGAAUUAUUGAUCUGUAUUUUAUGAGGGAGCGUAGCGGAAAGAGGGAAACCAAAUUGACGCAAAUGUUACUCUUUGUGAAGACCACGGUGUGGAAGAAUCUCUUUGGGAAGGAGGCGGAAAAACUAGAACAUGCCAAUGAUGAUGAAAGGACAUACUAUAUCAUAGAAAAGGAACCUCUGGUCAAUACAUUUAUUAGUGUGCCAAAGGAUAAGGGAUCUUUGAACUGCGCUAACUUCACGGCUGGCAUUGUUGAAGCUGUGCUUACGAAUUGCGGAUUUCCCUGUAAGGUCACUGCCCAUUGGCACAAGGGCACCACGUACAUGGUCAAGUUUGAGGACUUCGUCAUUGCCCGCGAUAAACAGAUGGAGGAAAAAUAAAUUACGUUUACUUAACAUUA